This is a messenger RNA of Asterias rubens (European starfish), 2890 nucleotides long. RefSeq names its product heterogeneous nuclear ribonucleoprotein D-like. Gene Ontology annotation, molecular function: RNA binding. Bases 57 to 1244 code for a protein of 395 amino acids. The transcript is spliced from 9 exons. The record is from RefSeq and is a predicted model, not a curated record. NCBI's taxonomy places the organism in Eukaryota, Metazoa, Echinodermata, Asteroidea, Forcipulatida, Asteriidae.
UUACUCUUAAACGACGGUACGGGUACCUGGGAAAGUAGCAUCUAUCUUCGAACAACAUGGCUGACACAGGAACGGAAGAACAACAAGUUGGCGAACAAAAUGGUGAUCAAAUUCCUGAAUCACAACAGCAGAUAGAAUCAACUGCGUCCACUCCUGCCAAACCCGGGGACAGUAUAUUUGCUUCGAAAAGCGAAGAUGAUCCUGCGAAAAUCUUUGUCGGAGGUUUGAACAGCUGUACUAAUAAUGAAACACUGAGAGUUUACUUCUCUACAUUCGGGACAGUCAAAGACGUGAAUGUGAAAUAUACACAGGAUAGGAUGGGAAACCUAAGAGACACAGCCGAACAAAUGCGGUCGAGGGGUUUCGGAUUUGUCCUUUUUGAAAGUUCAGCAGCUGUCGAAAGUGUAUUGUCGCAAGAACACACGGUAGAUGGAAAAGUGAUCGAGGUUAAGAAAGCAGUGAAACAGGGACAGGCAAGAUCUAAGAAAUUGUUUGUCGGUGGAAUUUCCAACGGUAUAUCUGAAGAGAUCCUUGAAGCGUAUUUCUCAGCAUUUGGAAAAAUCUUGCAAACCAAAAUCUUUGUUGACCGUGUGACGCAGAAGCGACGCGGUUUCGCCUUCAUCCAGUUUGAGAAUGAUUCAACGGUGGACACAGUUGCAGAGGAAAAGUUUCACGAAUUGACGGACGGAACGGAGACGUGUAAAGUAGAAGUCAAACCAGUAAAUCAGACAAAUGAUAGGUUUGGUCGUGGAGGAUUCAGGGGUAGAGGAGGAUUCCGAGGAGACUUCAGGGGAGGAUUUGGACGAGGAGGUGGUGGUGGUGGUUUCCGUGGCAACCAUCAAGGAAGAGGCAACUACCAAGGUGGAGGUCAAUAUAACCAAUGGGAUGGCUACAAUCAAGGUGGACAAGGAGGCGGAUAUAACAACCAAGGAGGAUACGAUCAGAGUCAAUACUACCAAGGUUACGAUCAGUCUGGUGGCUAUAAUCAAGGAUAUGAACAACAGUAUCAGGGCUACAACUACAACAACUAUGGACAGAACUACGGUAGUCAGGAUGCAUCUGCGGGUCAGUAUUCAGCUAAUGGAACUGGUUACCAAGCUGGGUACCAGACUGGUGGUUAUGAUGCAACCAGCUACCCAGCCCAACAACAGUAUAACUAUGGCACAAAUUACGGACAGGAGGCGUCCAGUUACGGUAAAGCAGCUACUGGAGGUUAUCAACACACUGCUGGCCAGCCCUACUGAGAAAACUAUUAAAGAGUCAUCAGCCCUGUCGACAUGGAAUCAGUGACUUGGAGAGCAGCUUUAAUGGAGGGAUGAUGAUCGCAUUUUACUUUGGACAACCUUGAAAUAAUGAAGGGAUUCUUCACAAUGCUGGGUUUCUUAAAUCUUGCCCUGACUGGUAGUAGCUUUAACCUUUCAGCUAGACGGGCUGUGACAUGCAUAUUCAUGGGCUGUAACAUGCAUAUUCAUGAGUUUGCUGAUAGAUAUUUCAAUUUCUCACUAAUGGAAGAACAAUUCCACCACUAGGUACAGACUACUCUGUACCCCUUCUCACUAGCUAUUCAUUGUUUGCUUUCUUCCUGUUUUCACCUUUUAUGAUUCACCAUUCAUCCUUUAGUUAGUGUAAUGUGACUCAUUGCUUUGGUAUCGUUGUACUGUAGUCACUUUCAUUCUAUGCCUGUGUACUCCACCUGUUUGACUAGAUACAGACUUCAAAUUUCCAAAUUCCACUUUUAGUAAAGACAAUUUUAAAGCAGUUUUUGUAUUUCAUACAUUUUGAAAAUAACGACAACAUAGAAAACACCUAUUUUUUUUAAAGAAAAAACAAUGUCAUCCCAUCCCAAAACCUUUCUCUAAAUGAUUGAUUUUUAAGUGUUGGUAAGGAGUGAAAUAUUUCUGAGCAAACUUUGUAUAUGCCUGUGCAUGCCUCAUGCUGCAGUGUUGUUCCACAGAGGACUUUACGGCCGUCUUUAAAAAUUUGGUGGAUCAAGUUAAUCACACACUUUAAUAUCAGUCAGAUGCCAACUUGUUUGGCUUUACUAUGGAAGCUGCCAACUACAUGUACAUGUAUCUUAUAACAGGUUUGAUAUUUGACUUGAGAGUCAUUUGGAAAAGCUGUUUUCAUUUAUCGUUCAAAUCAAAUCAAUUUAACAGAAAGACAAAUAUCUUAGAGAACAUACUUUGAAGUGACAUUGACAUGUGUCAAAAACUCUUGAGCUUUGGGUUUUCUGCUGAACUUAUCGUAUAUCACCUUUGAGUGAAGACAUUGUUGGAUUCAGUUUAUCCACCAAAGCCAAUGAAAAGGUUGACUUGAUUUUUAAAAAGGACUUCUUCAGGAUUUCAACAUGGUUUCUCAGAAUACAAGAAUAAAAUCCAUGCUGUGAUAUUAAAGGAAUAGUGGUGUCUGUUUUUCUGCAAGGAAAAGUUACUUUUUAGUUGUUAUAAAGGGGAAAACCCAAAGCAAAUACCAUGUUAUUAUUUGAAGAAGUCCACUUAUGUUUAUUCUUAUAAUUGUGUAGAUAUUUAUACGUGUGAAGUCUGACCACCAGAGAUUUAAUAUGAUUGAUCUUGGAGUAAAUUACAAUGAAAUGUAUUACCAGUCAAUGGAAGACAUGUUGCGAGCCUAAUUUUUGAAUUGAGAGUUUGUUGAACUUCGAGAUCAUAUCUUGACUUAUUAGGUAACUCUGUGUGUGUAUCUUUUGUGGUUCAGACUUAACAUUUAUCCGUCUUCUGUUUUGUAUGCACUUGAGUUUGUGGUUCUCAGUGAAAAAAAAAGUCCUUUUGUUUGAUCCUUUUAGUGUAAUUCGGUUGUUUAUUAUGGGAUGAUUUUUAAAAGGUUGUGAAUGGUUUAAAGUUAAUAAAAUGAGCAUUCCUUAUGCAGUAAAUUU